AUGGGUAAAUAUAGAAAGAGAUUUAAUGAGAAGGCGAGGACAGGGAUGCUUGCCAAACAAGCCGCAUUGAGGAAAGCCAGAAAUAAACAGUUCUAUAGACAAGACGAUGAAGAAGAGAAUGAACCAACUCCAGAUACCACUGAAAUAUGCAAUACACAAGAUUCAAAUUCUGAAAUACUUGCACCCGUCACCGAAGAAGAGCGAUUAGCUAAAAAAAGGGCAUUAGAACAAAAUUUGUAUUCGGAGAAUUCCAAAAAGGAGAAAAUGUCUCGAGCAAAGAAGAAACGUUUAGAUAAAUACAUUGAUCAUCAAUUGAAAAGGGAAGAAAAGAAAAUAUUGCUUGAAAAGUUGGCUGAGACCAAGAUGGACACUAGUAACUUUGCUGCCCUUAAGGAGUUAGGAAAGGGUAAGCAAACCAAGAAGGAGGAAAUGAUUGAGGCAUUGGAAUUGGAACGUCAGGGGAGGGGCGAUGAGCAUACACGGGAAAUUUUAUAUGAAGAACGGGAUAUAAAAGACUUCAAUGAUGAUGAAGAUGGUAGUAUAUUUAAAAGCUUUGACGAAGAUAUACAUGUGCAAGAAGAGGAAGAACAGCGGUCGACAUUUGUGGAUAAUAGACCCAAAAAGUUUGGCGGUCAAGGUUUUGGUUUCGGUUUUGCCAAUAUACCUGUAAUUAAAAAAGAUACUACUGAAGCUCCAAAGAAAAAGUAUAGCUGGAGAAAAAGAGUAGAGGAAGAGGAAAAGAAGAGAUUAAAGAAGGAAGACGAUGAUGAUUUUGCAUCGUCUUCAGAGGAUGAUGAAGAGGAUGGCAUUAGCAAUACCCAAGAGAUUGUUGAAGCAAAGGAGUUAAAUGAUCUGGAGGUUGAGGAAGAAUUUGAAACUGAAGCUGAACUGAGCCCAGAAGUUGGUGAUUCUGCUGAAAGUGAGGUUGAUCUUUCAAGUGAAGAAGAAGAAGAAGAAGAAGAGUCAAAGUUGAUGAAAAGCAAACCGCGUCACUCUACUACUGCAGCUAGUUUCAAAGAAUGGGCAGAACAACAGGUUCGUAUUAUGGAAGGAAGAGAUAAGAAUGUUCUCACACCAGAAGCUUCUGAUGAGAUUAAGAAAAAGUAUUCAAAACAGACUGUUAGAGAUGAAGACAUAGAUCACUCGUCCGAUGAAGAAGGAUACAUCCCUAUAAACAAAGAAAUGCAACGUCAAGCAUUUGUUGUUGAAGUUGGCAGAACAGAUUAUAUUCAAAAACAAAGAGUUUUACUUCCUGUUUUUGCUGAAGAGCACAGGAUAAUGGAGGCUGUCUAUCACCACGAUUGUAUAAUUCUUGGUGGUGAGACCGGUUCAGGGAAGACAACACAGGUUCCUCAGUUCUUAUACGAGGCAGGUUUUGGCAACUUACUGCACGACUUGUAUCCCGGAAUGAUUGGUGUGACUCAACCAAGAAGAGUGGCGGCUGUCUCUAUGGCUGAAAGAGUUGGUAAUGAAUUGGGAGACCAUAGUCACCGGGUUGGUUAUCAAAUACGAUUUGAUACAACUAUAAAAAAUGAAGGUAAGGAAAACGGUACUGCAUUGAAAUUUAUGACCGAUGGUGUUUUGUUGAGAGAAAUGAUGACGGAUUUUUUGUUAACCAAAUACUCAGCAAUAAUUAUUGAUGAAGCCCAUGAGAGAAAUAUCAAUACAGACAUAUUAAUUGGAAUGUUGACUAGAGUGGUGAAAUUAAGAAGAAAAUAUCACAAGGAAAACCCUCAACAGUAUAAGCCUUUGAAACUUAUUAUAAUGUCGGCUACUUUGAGAGUCUCUGAUUUUUCGGAGAACCCUGCGUUAUUCAAAACGCCGCCUCCUAUUAUAAAUGUCCAGGCAAGACAGUAUCCAGUAUCAAUACAUUUUAACCGAAAAACUAAUUACGAUUAUUUGGAGGAAGCAUUUAAAAAGACGUGUAAAAUACACCGUAAACUUCCUGAAGGUGGUAUAUUAAUAUUCUUAACAGGGCAAAAUGAGAUCACCACUUUGGUGAAAAAGUUACGACAGGAAUUCCCGUUUAAAAAGAAGUCAGCCAUUCAAUAUGAUGAGAAUAUUGAUGUUAAGUUGUCAGAAAAUGUUCAACAAGAGGUCGAAGAUGUUGAUUUCAGUGUUCAAUCUGGAGAUACUGGUCUACUUGACGAUUAUGAAGAAGGAGAAGAGAAUGAGGAAGAAGAAGAAGGUUUCGAAGAGGCCGUUGAUAAUAAGGAGUCAGAAGUGGGCCCAUUAUAUGUAUUGCCUUUAUAUUCUUUAUUGCCGACUAAGCAACAAAUGAAAGUGUUUGAGGACCCUCCACCAGGAAGCAGGAUUUGUAUAGUUGCCACCAAUGUUGCCGAAACAUCGUUGACGAUACCAGGGAUCAGAUAUGUGGUGGAUUGUGGUCGUUCUAAGGAAAGAAAAUACAACCAAGAAAAUGGAGUACAGUCAUUUGAAAUUGACUGGGUUUCGAAAGCGUCUGCUAACCAGCGUGCUGGUAGAGCGGGUAGAACUGGACCAGGACAUUGCUACAGAUUGUACUCUUCUGCGGUUUUUGAAGACUUUUUCCCACAGUUCAGUGUUCCUGAGAUUUUACGUAUGCCAUUUGAAAGUAUCGUUUUAAGUAUGAAGAGUAUGGGAAUUGAUCAAAUUGCUAACUUCCCUUUCCCUACUCCUCCUGAUAGAUUCUCGUUGAAGAAGGCCGAAGAAUUGUUGAUCAUAUUGGGUGCAUUAGAUAAACAACACAAGCAAAUCACUGAUUUAGGGAAGAAAAUGUCAUUGUUUCCGUUGAGUCCAAGAUUCGCAAAAAUCUUAAUUAUUGGAAACCAACAAGAGUGUCUUUCUUAUAUCAUUGCUAUUGUCUCGGCAUUGUCUGUUGGGGAUCCAUUUAUAGGUGAGAACGAAUUAGUUGGAAAUAUGAGUGACGAAGCACGCAGAGAGUUUAGAACAAAAUUCUAUCGCUCACGUGCAUUAUUCUCAAAGUUGGAUGCAUCGAGUAAUUGUAUGAUGUUAUUGUCUGCUGUUUGUGCAUAUGACCAUGUUCCAAAAGAGGAGCAAAAUGAGUUUUUACAAAAGCAUUAUCUUAGGCAUAAGAUGAUGGAAGAAAUACAGAAGUUGAGAAAACAAGUUGGAAAUAUAGUAGAAAAUAUGAUCAUGUCUGCAGACGGGUUACAGUUGGCACAAAAAGUGAAGUUGCCCAUUCCAAACAAAAAGCAAGUGAGUGCAAUGAAACAGAUGAUUGCGUCAGGGUUUAUAGACCAAGUGGCAAUCCGAGGCGAUCUCAUUUCAUCUGAGGUGAAAGUUGCAAACAAGACAAGUAUCAUAAAUAUCCCCUACUGUCCAGUGAUGCCAAUAGAAGAUGGUCCAUUUGUAUACUUACACCCCAACUCCCUUAUAGCUGAAAGCGGACAAAUUCCAAGCUCGUAUCUUGUUUAUCAAUCUUUGAGUACAAAGGGAAAUACCGGUGAAGGUGAAACUAAGAAAGUAAGGAUGAACCCGCUAGUUGAUAUAAGUGGCAAGCAGUUGGCUAAUAUAGCUAAAAGCUCAGUUCUACUCACAUAUUCCAAACCUUUAGGACACCCUUAUGCUCCAAAAAACUUGACACCAACGAGAAGAGAAUGCUAUGUGGUUCCACGUUUUGGAGCAGCUAUUGGGAGUGGUGGUGUUGGUUGGGAUUUGCCUGCCAUUAAAGUGAUCCAGGAAAAACGUAAAGGUGUUUGGGUAAACUUAUAG
This is a messenger RNA of Candida dubliniensis CD36, 3714 nucleotides long. RefSeq names its product ATP-dependent RNA helicase. Gene Ontology annotation, molecular function: ATP binding; RNA binding. The coding region runs from base 1 to 3714 and encodes 1237 amino acids. The record is from RefSeq and is a predicted model, not a curated record. Gene Ontology annotation, biological process: maturation of SSU-rRNA from tricistronic rRNA transcript (SSU-rRNA, 5.8S rRNA, LSU-rRNA). NCBI's taxonomy places the organism in Eukaryota, Fungi, Ascomycota, Pichiomycetes, Serinales, Debaryomycetaceae. Gene Ontology annotation, cellular component: nucleolus; intracellular anatomical structure. The transcript has a single exon.